This is a messenger RNA of Girardinichthys multiradiatus, 816 nucleotides long. It is a transcript of the gene tmem17, whose product is annotated as transmembrane protein 17. The transcript is spliced from 5 exons. Lineage: Eukaryota; Metazoa; Chordata; Actinopteri; Cyprinodontiformes; Goodeidae. Gene Ontology annotation, cellular component: ciliary transition zone. Gene Ontology annotation, biological process: non-motile cilium assembly. The record is from RefSeq and is a predicted model, not a curated record. The coding region runs from base 81 to 641 and encodes 186 amino acids.
GGCAGCUUCCACCGUCCUGUUUUUGAGGAAGAGGCGGAGUGUCUUUUUCUCUCUUUAGUUGUGGUGUUUCUAGGCAGACGAUGGAGCUCCCGGAGACGAUUAGAAAGCGCUUAGAUAACUUUUCUCGCAAUGUCUUAUUUGACCGGAGUCGAACCGAGUUGUUCACCAAACAAAACGACGGAUUUUUGCCUCACGGCAAACGGGUUCUGUCCAGCCUCCCGCUGCAGAUGUCGUUAUAUUUUAACAUGUGGUUCUUCCCGUGUUGGUGGAUCAGUGAAACUGUGAUGCUGCAGCUCAAGUAUCCUGCCUUGCCAGACUACUACAAGUUCAUCCUUGUGACUAUUCUGCUGCUGAUGACUCUGAUUGAGGUCAUCAGACUUUAUCUUGGUUAUGCUGGGAACCUGCACGAAAAGGUCCCAGAGCUGGCAGGCUUUUGGCUGCUCACCAUCCUUCUGCAGCUUCCUCUCAUCCUUUUCCAGCUGUUUAAUGAAGCCAUUCUCAUACAGCCCUUGGAGAGGGGCGUGCACAUAGUGCUCACCAUAUUCAUUCUCACACAGGCUGUCUCAGGUUUAGCAGCGCUGCGGGACAUGGUUAGACACACAGGAAGCCAAUUUCAUCUCCAACAGUUUGACAGACUUUGAAAGCUCAGAUGUCUACAUACGUUCUGGUGUGCCAUGGCUCACAAGGAUGCAUUCUUUCUGCAGAUCUCCCAAACACAAAGGAUGAUUUUAAAAAAGACUUCAUAUGCAUUAAGUGAGAAAUAUGUUUAUAUGGUUGAUAUUUAAAUAAAAUAUUUAUUUUUGUAUUUUUUUCACA